Molecule: messenger RNA, 2836 nt
Organism: Stegodyphus dumicola
Lineage: Eukaryota; Metazoa; Arthropoda; Arachnida; Araneae; Eresidae
Product: zinc finger protein 2-like
Source: RefSeq, a predicted model, not a curated record
UAUAGUUUGCACUGAGUAUAUUAUAUUCAUAAAAGUGUAAAUUAAUGUUAAGAGGAAAACUAAACAGGUGAUAAACCUGAUCGUUAUAUACUUAAAACCACCCUUUAUAAAUCCGUCAUGCCUAUAAAAACAACAGCGUUGUGUAUGUAAAAUACAUAGGUUGGACAAAAAUAUGGAAACACUUCGUAAAAUGCAUGUUUGACUAAAAUUUUUAUUCCUGCAAAAGCUGUUGGUGGUGCUAAUGUGUUUGCUCAUUAACACCACCUCUACAACAUCCUGAAUACCUGGCAAGUGCCAUUUAUUGUCAAGACUGUUCUGUGCAGUUGUGAGUUCAUUAUGUCAGAGAUAAAUGAAUUCGAAUGUGGGGAAAUUGUUGGGGCUCAUAUAGUGGGUGCUUCCGUAACCAAGGUAGCUGAAGUGUUUGAAAAGGCCCAGUAUCUAAGAUUUUUAACUCACACAGGAAAACCGGAAAAAUUACAUCCACUAAAUCACAGCAUAGACGAAAAUGUGUGUUGAAUGAUCAUGACAGAUGAUCAUUGAAGAAGAUUGUAAUGGAAAAUAAGAAGGCUGCAGCUGCUAAUGUGACUGCUGAACUGAAUGUUGCACUCACAAACUCUGUCAGCACCAAAACUGUACAUAGGGAGCUCCACAAGCAGAGUAUUUUUGGGAAAGCUGCAAUUAAAAUGCCACUCAUCAGUGAUCAAAAUGCCUAUAAGAGGAGAAGUGGUGCCAAAGUUGUAAAACUUGAGCUGUAGAGCAAAGGAAGAAUGUCAUUUAGUUGGAUGAGUCUUCACAUUUUUCCUGACUUUUGGAUGAGUUUAUGUCUGGUGAAUACCAUCCCAUGCAUAUGAAAGACACUGUUUGUUACUGAAACAUGGUAGGAGUUUGGUGAUGGUUUGGGCAGCCAUCUCAUGGUAUUCCAUGGGACUCAUCAUUACUGUGCAAAGUCACAUUAUUGCCAAGGAUUAUGUGACCAUUUUGACUGAUCAUGUCCAUCCCAUGGUACAAUCCCCCCCCCCCAAUGGUGAUCCCAUAUUCCAAGAAGGAAAAGCUCUUUUUCACUCACAUCAUCCAGGUUUUUUUUAGCAUGAGGGGGGAACUUCACAUCUACGAUGCCACUACAGUCUCACCAGCUCAGUGAAAUUUAUAAUAUUGAUUAUAGAUAUCAAUAUUAUUGAGCUUUUGUGAGCUAUUUUGAGACAAAAUCUGUGUGAAGGCUAUCCACUGCCAUCAUUGUCAACACAUUGCAGGAAGAAAGGUACAAGGUUUCCUUGCAAAGCAUAAAAGACCUCUAUUUGUUCAUUAUGAGAAGACUGCAAGCUAUUUUGAAUGCCAACGUUUUUCCUACACCAUGUUUGUCGCAGCAAUAUUUUUUUUUUUUUUUUUUUUCUUUUUUUUUUUUUUUUUUUUUGGUGGUUCCAUAUUUUUGUCCAAGUCCUGUAUGUCCCAUGUUUUUCUGACAGCUCUGCAUAAUGUAUACUGACGUAAGUCAGAAAUUGCUUAAAACUUUAGAGGAAAAAACUGGGUUUGAAAAACCUAAAUGUGAAAUAUGUGAUAAAACUUUUAAUCAUAAAAUUGAUAUGACAAGACAUCUUCCUACUCAUAGUGAUGAAAAGCCUCAUUUAUGCUGUUUAUGUGGGAAAUCAUUUGUAAGACAGAAUUCGCUAAUGGUACACAUGCAGUUGCAUACAGGUAACAAGCCUCACGUCUGUCAUAUAUGUAACAAAUCGUUUGCGCAAAAAGGUAAUUUAAAUUCGCACAUUCGUACUCAUCUGGGUGAGAGAAGUCAUGUUUGUGAAGUAUGUGGCAAAUCGUUUGUGCAUGGACAGGAUUUGAAAAUGCAUUUACGUACUCAUACUGGAGAAAAACCGUAUAUGUGCAACAUAUGUAACAGAUCUUUUGCAAAAUGGUGUACAUUAAAAACACAUAUGAAAACCCAUGUAAAAGAUGAGCCUCAUAUUUGUGAAAUAUGUGGCAAAUCAUUGGCUUGUCCAUAUGAAUUGAAGGUGCAUUUACGUAGUCAUACUGGACAAAAGCCUUAUGUCUGCAGCGUAUGCAGCAAAUACUAUACAAAGCGUUCUACGUUAAAAGUACAUAUGGAAAUCCAUAUGAAAGAGAGGUGUCAUGUAUGUAAAAUAUGUUCCAUGUCAUUUUCAGUGAAGAAUCACUUAUAUGCGCAUAUGUAUUUUCAUAAAAGUCAAAAACUUCUUAAGUCUCCACAGAAAAAAAGGCAAUCUGUAAAACCUAAAUAUGUAAUAUGUAAUAAAACAUUUGGUCGUCAAACAGAUUUGAAGAGUCACCUUUCUAAUCAUACUGGUGAAACGCCUCAUUUGUGUUAUGUCUGUGGAAAAUCAUUUGUAAGAAAGCAGACUUUAAUGGUACAUAUGCAGUUACAUAUGGGUUAUAGGCCAUACUCUUGUCAUAUAUGUAGUAAAUUUUUUUCACAAAAGGGUAAUUUACAAUCACACAUGCUUACUCAUAUAAGUUUGAGAAAUCAUGUUCGUGAAAUGUGUGGCAAAUCUUUUGUGCGUCAGUUUGAUUUGAGGAGGCAUUUGCGUAUUCAUACAGGAGAAAGACCUUAUGUGUGUGAAGUGUGUAACAGAUCAUUUAUGCGAAAACAUGAAUUAACUGCACAUAUGAGUAAGCAAGAUCCAAACUGUAGUAAAAAUUUUAUGUUAUGAAACAUAAUGCUUUUUACUUUAACCUUCUCAAUAGUCAAUACAGUCAAAAGUCGUUAAUCCGGACUCGUCGGGACUUCGGCGAUUCCGGAUUUCGAUUUUUCCGGAUUAUAGAUCAUCAGUUUAAAUCUCGUAAGAUGGCAUGCAGAAAUUCUAAA